AUGCCACGCUCGUGCUACGACAUCUCCAAAGUCUUCUGCUCGGAUGAGAAGAUGCGGGAGAUCCCGGCAGGCUUGCCAGGGAAUGCCACCCAGCUCUUCUUUGUGGAGACGGCCCUGAGCAGCAUCCGCAGCGGAGCCCUGGGUCCCAGCACCACCCUUACCAAGCUGGUCUUUCUCCACAACAACAUCCAGGAGUUGGAGGCCGGUGCCUUUCGGGGGCUGCCCAGCCUCGCUGAGCUGGAGGUGUCGGGCAACCCCUUGCCAGCGGUCAGCCUGGGGGUGCUGGCAGGGCUGCCCAGCCUCAGGAAGCUCUCCCUGGGUGCCAACGCCAUCCGCUCCCUGCAGCCGGGGCUCUUCACUGCCACAAGCUGCCUGCAGGACCUGCGCUUGCCAGGGAACAAGAUUGAGGCACUGCCCCCCAGCAUCUUCCGCCCGCUCUGGCGUCUCCAGACCCUAGACCUCUCUCAGAAUGUCCUGGCCGAGCUGCCAGCUGGGCUGCUGACCCCCCUUGUCACCCUCCGCAUCCUCAAACUCA
Molecule: messenger RNA, 535 nt
Organism: Mesitornis unicolor (brown roatelo)
Lineage: Eukaryota; Metazoa; Chordata; Aves; Mesitornithiformes; Mesitornithidae
Product: carboxypeptidase N subunit 2-like
Exons: 2
Cellular component (GO): extracellular matrix
Molecular function (GO): protein binding
Source: RefSeq, a predicted model, not a curated record